AAAGACAUUCACUUGCUCAAGCUCAAGCAAAAAGGUUCUUCAAGCUCAAGCAAAACUCCUGCAAAAGCAAUUGAAAUUUAAAAAAAAACAUAUCAAUUCAACUUCUUUUGAAAGAGUUUAAUUAAAUAUUUGGACGAAAAUGAUUGGCAUUAAAAUCUGUUUGUUAUUGUCAACUGUUCUGUUCGCAACAGGCGCAAUUGUUGGAUUUUUACCAAAACCACAAUUGGACGGAAGAAUCGUUGGCGGAUUCCCAAUUGAAAUCUCACAGGUGCCAUGGCAGGUAUCACUUCAAACCCGUGGAUCACAUUUCUGCGGUGGUUCAAUCAUUUCUGAGAAAUGGGUGUUGACUGCAGCACAUUGUACAGACGCUGUCCCAGAUUCUGAAAACAUCCUCGUCCGUCUUGGGACCAGUGAGUAUGCAAAAGGUGGUGCAGUCCAUAAAGUGAAACGCAUCGUUCAACACAAGAAAUACGAUGGAAGAACUAUUGACUAUGAUUACUCAUUGCUUGAGCUCGAAGAUGGCAUUGAAUUCAACGAUCAAGUUAAGCCAGUUGCAUUGGCUGAUGCCCAAGAAAAAAUGAGCGACAACACAACCUGUUUGGUGACCGGUUGGGGUGACACUAAAUCAGCUGAAUCACGCCACAAGCUUCGAGGCGCCGAAGUUCCCAUUGUCAACCAAGAAAAAUGCGAAAAAGCCUACAAACGUCAUGGUGGAAUCACCGCACGCAUGUUGUGCGCCGGUUUCGACCAAGGAGGAAAAGACGCUUGCCAAGGUGAUUCAGGUGGUCCACUUGUUGCAUUCGACGACAACAACGAGAAUGCCGUUCUGGUGGGCGUUGUUUCAUGGGGUUAUGGUUGCGCUAGACCAGAUUUUCCAGGUGUAUACAGCCGUGUCCAAGUCGCCCGUGACUGGAUCUUCGAAAACGCUGGUCUCUAGAUAUCCGAUUUUGUGUGAUGCAUUUUGUUGGUUAAAAUUUAACCGUUGCACAAAUUGCGGAAAAUAUUGUUAAGAAACCGAAAAAAAAACUAAUAAAGCUGACUCAUAUUAAUUUAAAUAAA
Messenger RNA from Sitodiplosis mosellana (orange wheat blossom midge), 1059 nucleotides. RefSeq names its product trypsin-1-like. Bases 140 to 937 code for a protein of 265 amino acids. The record is from RefSeq and is a predicted model, not a curated record. Gene Ontology annotation, molecular function: serine-type endopeptidase activity. The transcript has 5 exons. Lineage: Eukaryota; Metazoa; Arthropoda; Insecta; Diptera; Cecidomyiidae. Gene Ontology annotation, biological process: proteolysis.